Phyllopteryx taeniolatus (common seadragon) is the source of this 4385-nucleotide messenger RNA. It is a transcript of the gene rspry1, whose product is annotated as ring finger and SPRY domain containing 1. The coding region runs from base 427 to 2205 and encodes 592 amino acids. The transcript has 15 exons. Lineage: Eukaryota; Metazoa; Chordata; Actinopteri; Syngnathiformes; Syngnathidae. Gene Ontology annotation, cellular component: cytoplasm. The record is from RefSeq and is a predicted model, not a curated record. Gene Ontology annotation, molecular function: protein binding; ubiquitin-protein transferase activity.
AUCCCCAGCUGACGACGGUGACGGUAGUCAGUCUCCGAGCUGGCUACGCUUCGGAAGUGAGCAUGGAGCUUGCUAACAGGCAGCUAUCCUAUGCUGUGUAGCGUCUUCCCAGUGUGUGUGACACAUCGCUAGUGACCAUAUGAUCGUGUCGGUUGAGCCGUUGGCAAAGGUGUGUUGCGGAAUAGCCGCUCGCCGGUCUUCCAAAGUUGUGUGAGACCAGGAGGACCUCUGGAUCUGAGCCCUGUGAUGCUUAUGAUGUUGAAAGACUUCAGCACAUUCACAUCACCUGGCCCCACUUGGUCUGCUAACCCAGUGGUGUGUUAAAUUUAUCCCCUAAUCCCCGCUUGGAAUCACUAUGAUCAUUUGCGCUGAUCCAACCCUGCCCUUUGGGACAAGAACCCCCCAUAACCAAGCUCAUCAAAUGAUAUGAUAGUAGCUGCCUGGAUCAGUUACUGUGCCUGCAGGAGCUUUGCACAGGUUCUGGUAUUGCUUUCCUCCACAAACUCCUUUCCUUCCCUGUGGGAGACCCUCGCCUGUGUGCUCACCGGCCGUGGAACCAUGGGUAAUAGCUGCGUGUGCCGGGAGGAUAGCGAUGCGGAGGACCAACACCACGGGACGUCGAGAGCGUCUCGAGGACAAGCCAGGCGGGUGGACCACGGUACGGGCACGGCUGUUGAUGCGGGAGAGUCUCGCAGCAGUCGCCCGAGGGACCCGGUCAGACCCCCGCGUAGAGGGCGUGGACCCCACGAGCCACGACGGAAGAAGCAGAACGUUGAUGGCCUGGUGCUGGACACGCUGGCUGUCAUCAGGACCCUUGUAGAUAAUGAUCAAGAACCACCUUACUCCAUGAUCACGUUACAUGAGAUGGCAGAGACAGAUGACGGCUGGCUGGAAGUUGUACAGUCUCUGAUUCGAGUGAUCCCAUUAGAUGACCCACUUGGCCCAGCAGUCAUCACCCUUCUAUUGGAUGAAUGUCCCCUGCCCACUAAGGAUGCUCUCCAGAAGCUGUCCGAUAUGCUGAGUCUGAGUGCAGCUGUGGCCCAACAGGACGCUCUGAACCCUGCCAAACACAGAAACACCACAGCCGUCCUUGGAUGUCUGGCUGAGAAACUGGCUGGACCAGCCAGUAUUGGACUGUUGAACCCUGGAACUCUUGAGUACCUUCUAGAGAGCAUGAGCUCUGAGGCGCACCCUACUGUCAUGCUGUUUGCUCUGAUUGCCUUGGAGAAGUUCUCUCAGACCAGUGAGAACAAGCUAACGGUAUCAGAGUCUUAUAUAAGCAAGAGACUGGCUGUGCUGGAAUCGUGGGCAGAGCACUCCGACUACCUAAAGAGGCAGGUGGGAUUCUGCUCACAGUGGAGCUUGGACAACUUGUUCCUGAAGGAAGGGCGUCAGUUCACCUACGAGAAGGUCAACCUCACUCAUAUCAACGCCAUGCUCAACAGCAACGACGUCAGCGAGUACCUCAAGAUCUCCCCCAGUGGAUUAGAGGCUCGGUGUGAUGCAUCCUCCUUCGAGAGUGUGCGUUGUACGUUCUGUGUGGAUUCGGGCGUGUGGUACUACGAGGUGAUAGUCAUUACAUCAGGCGUGAUGCAGAUCGGAUGGGCCACCAAGGACAGCAAGUUCCUCAACCAUGAGGGUUACGGGAUUGGCGAUGAUGAAUACUCGUGCGCAUAUGAUGGCUGCAGGCAGCUCAUCUGGUACAACGCUCGCAGUAAACCUCACGCUCACCCCUGCUGGAAGGAGGGAGAUGCAGUCGGCUUCCUGCUGGACCUCAGCAGAAAGCAGAUGAUCUUCUAUCUGAAUGGACAUCAGCUGCCGCCAGAGAAACAGGUCUUCUCCUCCGCUACGUCCGGCUUCUUUGCGGCAGCCAGUUUCAUGUCAUACCAGCAGUGUGAGUUUAACUUUGGCGCCAAGCCUUUCCGCCACCCACCCUCGGUCAAGUUCAGCACCUUUAACGACUUUGCUUCACUGCUACCCAGUGAAAAGAUCAUCCUACCAAGACAUCGGCGUUUGGCUUUACUGAAACAAGUUAGCAUCCGGGACAACUGCUGCACGCUGUGCUGUGACGUCAUGGCUGACACAGAGCUGCGGCCCUGUGGACAUGGGGGUAUGUGUAUGGAGUGUGCCUUACAGUUAGAAACGUGUCCCCUGUGUCGCCAAGACAUCCAGACUCGCGUCAGACUCAUUGCACAUGUCUCCUGACACUCCUCGUGUAAGGAGAGACGCACAAGCCCUACUGCCACCUGCCCCCUCCAAGCCCCUCUGGCCCAGCCAGUUUGGAGGACGGUGCUACAGUGAACAUACCAGAAUUAUGCAUUCUGGUCAGAGGAGGUCUUGGUGGAGGGGUGAUGAUAGGAAAGAGAGGAGAUGAGGAGAUUGGAAGCCAAACACAGCAGAAUUCCCGUUAGUUUUCACUCAUUUAAUGACACCUCUGCUUGUGUUCUUCUGAGCUGAAGCAAGACAAGGAUCCUGCUGAACUGUUCACGCUCCAAAGGAGGGAGUCAAAACAACGUAAUCAGAUUACAUCAAACCUCUCAUCUGCAAGACUCAGUUAGCGGACCUCUGUUCACAAAUGAAGAUACCCCCUGUUUAGAGAGCACUGCGUUGGGAUCUGCAAAAGCACGGUAGUAGUAAGUCGCAAGUAAAGUUUUAAGCCUAAGGUACAGACAAAUGUGAGAUAUAUUUCACUUUUAUAUUACUGGGUGUAAAUCUGCAAUUUGUGUUCCCAAGGUAGCAUUAUCCUUGUCUUUGCUCCGUGUUGUACUAACAUCCCUCGGUUAAUGUCACUUCCUCUGCUGAUCCAUAGCCCGCCCGGUAUGUGGAAUUUCCACAAAUCCGCACCAUCUGAUACAUUACUCUGAUAUAAAUGUCCGAAAACCAAAAAUGUGCAGGACUCCAUUAGUUUACAAAUACCUAAUUUACUUUACAAAGUCAAAUGUUAAAUAAUCCAGUCUGACCAGAGAAAUGUACAUUGCUGCCAAUAAGCAAACUUCAAUCGAGGACUUUAAUGAUUUUACACAGUGUCUGCUUGCUUGUGCUUUAUUUCAAGUCUUAGAUUGUCCUUUGCUUGCAGUGAUGUAAGUAAGGACCAAAGGGAGUAACAGGAGCCUAUUUGUUCCCAGUAAAGUUGUGGCUAACGUUGAUAGUAAACAAAGGCGAACCACCCGAGUCUUCAGUUUACUUAAUCAGCUUGACCUAUAAAUGUGGCACGUGUCGCCACAAGUAAAUAUCUUAAUUUCUACUUGAGAGGAGUUUACAAUAAUAAUAAUUUAAAAAAACAAAAAAACAAAAACAAAAACAAAAAAACUCAUAUUUGUUAAAACAGUCACUAUAACUGGACAGUAGUACAUGAUAACUAUGAUCUGGAAAAAAAAAAAUCUGCCAUCUCUUGCCUCAUCUUGUGCCUCUCAUUUCAUAUUCCUGAAAGAAACCACUGACCGAGAAAAAACCACAACCAAUCAGUGACAGACGGCGUGACUUAGGAAGUCGCAAUCAUUUGUUGCAUACUCGUCGGCACACCCAUUGCGGGCACACCCUUGCGGCACCACGCUGACCUGUUACCCAAUAAAAACACCCUUUGAACUGCAGUUUUCUUGUUUACAAGGCCCCGGAUGCAAUGAGUGUGCGACAAAUGACUGACACCUUUAAUUGACUAUAUUAAGACAUCUGUCUUUCCAAACACGAAUAUGUGAUGGGAUUUAACGAAAUCAAAUGAAAAUUGAAAAAAAUGUCAGGGAUGGUGUUGUAGCGUUUAAAUGCUUCAAAGACUAAUGUGAAAGUAUCCCCCAAGUCUUUCUCAAUAAGAUGUGGUGGCAUCUGUUUGUAACUAUAUUUAUUUUUUAUGGCACUCUUAGUCGUCUGCUUGUUUACAAAAUUUUCCAAAACUGCUGUAUCAUCCUGGUUACAAGCGGUCGUGACAGCUUCAGACUGACCCUUUACAAUGGAUAUCCUGUUUUCUGACUGAGUUACUGCCCACUUUUACUUGAAGCAUCUCUGGCUUAGUGUGGUUUUCGAGGAGGAUUCCCUUUCAGUGACUUAUCUAAAGAUGUGGUUCAAUUGUUCAUAAAAGCAACACAGAAAUGUAUCCACCAUUCGCAUGAACUAGAGCUGUAAUAGUAAAGUAUACUGGGAGGAUUUCUGAAGACUUGAAUUUAGUGAGACAAAUCCUUGUACCUACUGUUUGCUGAUUUGGAGCACCUUAUAAGAGCAGCUGAGAGAAAUAAUGAAUUGUAUGGCUGGAGACAAAAUUCAGGAUAAAAUUGUCAAAUAUUGUUUUGAAAAAUUAACUGAGGAAUUUCCCCCAGAAUUCCCAAAGAUGUGAUUCAUCAAAGAAUUGUUGUAUCCUGGAUUGUGCCAUUUGUAAUAAAUGUAUGUUCAUGUGA